Molecule: messenger RNA, 357 nt
Organism: Colossoma macropomum (tambaqui)
Lineage: Eukaryota; Metazoa; Chordata; Actinopteri; Characiformes; Serrasalmidae
Product: myosin heavy chain, fast skeletal muscle-like
Exons: 4
Coding region: 58-357 (99 amino acids)
Biological process (GO): actin filament organization; vesicle transport along actin filament
Cellular component (GO): cytoplasm; vesicle; myosin complex
Molecular function (GO): ATP binding; actin filament binding; microfilament motor activity
Source: RefSeq, a predicted model, not a curated record
AGACCUACUCAGGGUUGUUCUGCGUCACUGUGAACCCCUACAAGUGGCUCCCAGUAUAUGAUCCAGUUGUUGUGGCUGGAUACAGAGGCAAAAAAGAGAAUUGAAGCCCCACCCCACAUCUUCUCCAUCUCUGAUAACGCCUAUCAGUUCAUGCUGACUGAUCGUGAAAACCAGUCCGUCCUGAUUACUGGAGAAUCCGGUGCAGGAAAGACUGUGAACACCAAACGUGUCAUCCAGUACUUUGCAACAGUUGCAAUGACUGGACAGAAGAAGGCAGAGCCUGUUCCAGGCAAAAUGCAGGGUUCACUGGAGGACCAAAUCGUUGCAGCCAACCCCCUGCUGGAAGCUCAGGAAUGA